AUGAUUACAUAAAAUAAAGCCGUUCUCAACUGGAGAGAGUUCUUUAUGAAUGAAAACCUCCUCACUGAUGCUUACAAAUUCAGAGACUGGAAUUAAUAAGACCUUGAAAUCCCAGAGAAGGAAACCUUGAUUAAGGAUCUUACAAGAACGAGAAACGAUGACCCUUACUUCAAAAAGGAGUCCACCCAACGAUAUCUUAUGCUACUAGCCACAUUUUAUUGCCAACAAAACAGUGUCAACUAUUAAUAAGGAAUGCUUGAAGUUGUGGCACCAUUCUUAGUCAUGAAAAAUAGAGACUUUCCUAUAUAAAAAUGCUAUGCCUAUUUUAAUUCUUUCAUGAACAAGUAUUUCCCCAAAGUUCUUGAAUGGAAUAUUCUCAAAGGACAAAAGCAACUCGCUCAUGUUCUAUCUGCCAUUCAAUUCUGUGAAAUAUUGCUUAAAUAUCAUUGCGCUGACUUCUAUAAUCGAAUUCUCAAGCUAGACGACUUCAACCUAUCGAUGGUAGUUACACCAUUAAUAAUGACACUGUUUGCCAAAGGUACAUCGAUCCAACUUGUUUUCCUGAUUUUUGACGAGUACAUGAAGAGACACAAUCCCAAUUACAUCUUUUUCAUGGUUGCAGCUCUAUUCAUGAUCUAAAAAUAAGAAAUAUUAUCGAUUGAGGAUUCUGAAGAGCUAUUUACAUAUCUGAACAAAAAGUUGAAGCAAAUACAAUACGAGUCCGACGUUUAGAGUUUAUUUGAUAGGGCUGAUGAACUGUACUCUCAAACCCCAGAAUCUUAUGAGUAACUAAUUGCUUCUACAUCCUUCAAUGAUAAAAGCGUUUUAAGCGUUGAAGACAUUACAGAAUUAACCAAUCUAAGUUAAUCUUAUUAUUCCUAAUGUUUAUUCAUAGAAGUUUCUGAAAUGAAAUCUUUGUUUGGGAAAUCAAAAAAGCAACCUACAAAAAAUUUAUAGCUAUAAUUACUUGAUAUCAGAAAGGUAAAGAAACCUAAGUUAAGUGAAUUCCUGCCCAAAUAAUUUAUAACAAAGAAACCUGAUGGGAAUUUCCAUACUUGUUUAAUUACAGAUUCUAAUCAAACUCUAGAUGAUGCAGUGAAAGUGGCAAAUUAGCUGGUCCUUGAUGGCGUUAAGCAUGUUUCUAUUUUGAAGGGAGUCAUUGUCGAUUUCGAUUAAGUAGUAAAAGGAUUGUUCGAUCAUGUGAUGGCAAUUUUACAUAUUUUAUUAUAAUACGCAUUUAUCGUAUGGUAUAGUGGUAGAGUCCAAAAAGGAUAUAAUAAUGUGGAUGUAAUGCAUUCUUUGUCACCAGUUUUAAUGCGAGUUUUCACUUUCUUAUGA
Paramecium tetraurelia is the source of this 1338-nucleotide messenger RNA. RefSeq lists its product as uncharacterized. Gene Ontology annotation, biological process: retrograde transport, endosome to Golgi. The record is from RefSeq and is a predicted model, not a curated record. Gene Ontology annotation, cellular component: trans-Golgi network. NCBI's taxonomy places the organism in Eukaryota, Ciliophora, Oligohymenophorea, Peniculida, Parameciidae. The transcript is spliced from 5 exons.